Messenger RNA from Nomascus leucogenys (northern white-cheeked gibbon), 3077 nucleotides. RefSeq names its product CDKN1A interacting zinc finger protein 1 (gene CIZ1). NCBI's taxonomy places the organism in Eukaryota, Metazoa, Chordata, Mammalia, Primates, Hylobatidae. The transcript has 17 exons. The record is from RefSeq and is a predicted model, not a curated record. The coding region runs from base 270 to 2945 and encodes 891 amino acids. Gene Ontology annotation, cellular component: nucleus. Gene Ontology annotation, molecular function: nucleic acid binding; zinc ion binding.
CAAAUGGCUCCCCCCUCCCGCCAUCCCUGUCUUAGUCAUCUCUGCCCUCUGCCGCCUCUCCCUCCAUCACGAUUCCUCUGGCCAGGCCAAGGGGAGGGCGACACUGACAGGCGCCCCCCACCCAGGGACCGUGGCGAAGCACGGGGCCGGCUGCUCAGAAAAGGAUAAGAAGUGGUUUCUCCUCCCCUCUUCCCUUCCUCAUCCUGCAGCCCGCGCCUCCCCCCUCUGCCGCGCUGCGCACGGAUGGCGGCGGGAGCCGCAGAGCCACCAUGUUCAGCCAGCAGCAGCAGCAGCAGCUCCAGCAGUUACAGCAGCAGCAGCUCCAGCAGCAGCAAUUGCAGCAGCAGCAGUUACUGCAGCUCCAGCAGCUGCUCCAGCAAUCCCCACCACAGGCCUCGUUGCCCAUGGCUGUCAGCCGGGGGCUCCCCCCGCAGCAGCCACAGCAGCCGCUUCUGAAUCUCCAGGGCACCAACUCAGCCUCCCUCCUCAACGGCUCCAUGCUGCAGAGAGCUUUGCUUUUACAGCAGUUGCAAGGACUGGACCAGUUUGCAAUGCCACCAGCCACGUAUGACACUGCCGGUCUCACCAUGCCCACGGCAACACUGGGUAACCUCCGAGGCUACGGCAUGGCAUCCCCAGGCCUCGCAGCCCCUAGCCUGACAGCCCCCAGCCUCACACCCCCUCAACUGGCCACUCCAAAUUUGCAACAGUUUUUUCCCCAGGCCACUCGCCAGUCCUUGCUGGGACCUCCUCCUGUUGGGGUCCCCAUGAACCCUUCCCAGUUCAACCUUUCGGGACGGAACCCCCAGAAACAGGCCCGGACCUCCUCCUCUACUACCCCCAAUCGAAAGGAUUCUUCUUCUCAGACAAUGCCUGUGGAAGACAAGUCAGACCCCCCAGAGGGGUCUGAGGAAGCCGCAGAGCCCCGGAUGGACACACCAGAAGACCAAGAUUUACCGCCCUGCCCAGAGGACAUCGCCAAGGAAAAACGCAUUCCAGCACCUGAGCCUGAGCCUUGUGAGGUGUCCGAGCUGCCAGCAAAGAGAUUGAGGAGCUCAGAAGAGCCCACAGAGAAGGAACCUCCAGGGCAGCUACAGGCGAAGGCCCAGCCACAGGCCCGGAUGACAGUACCGAAACAGACACAGACACCAGACCUGCUGCCUGAGCCCCUGGAAGCCCAAGUGCUGCCACGAUUCCAGCCACGGGUCCUACAGGUCCAGGCCCAGGUGCAGUCACAGACUCAGCCGAGGAUACCACCGACAGACACCCAGGUGCAGCCAAAGCUGCAGAAGCAGGCACAAACACAGACCUCUCCAGAGCACUUAGUGCUGCAACAGAAGCAGGUGCAGCCACAGCUGCAGCAGGAGGCAGAGCCACAGAAGCAGGUGCAGCCACAGGUACAGCCACAGGCACAUUCACAGCCCCCAAGGCAGGUGCAGCUGCAGCAGGAGGCAGAGCCGCUGAAGCGGCUGCAGCCCCAGGCACAUUCACAGCCCCCAAGGCAGGUGCAGCUGCAGCUGCAGAAGCAGGCCCAGACACAGACGUAUCCACAGGUCCACACACAAGCACAGCCAAGGGUCCAGCCACAGGAGCAGCCUCCAGCGCAGGUGUCAGUACAGCCACCAGAGCAGACCCAUGAGCAGCCUCAGACCCAGCCACAGGUGUCGCUGGCUCCAGAGCAAACACCGGUUGUGGUUCAUGUCUGUGGGCUGGAGAUGCUACCUGAUGCAGUAGAAGCCGAUGGAGGCAUGGAAAAGACCUUGCCGGAGCCUGUGGGCACCCAAGUCAGCAUGGAAGAGAUUCAGAAGGAGUCGGCCUGUGGCCUAGAUGUGGGCGAAUGUGAAAACACAGCGAGAGAGAUGCCAGGGGCAUGGGGUGCCGGGGGCUCCCUGAAGGUCACCAUUCUGCAGAGCAGUGACAGCCGGGCCUUUAGCACUGUACCCCUGACACCUGUCCCCCGCCCCAGUGACUCCACCUCCUCCACCCCUGCGGCUACCAGCACUCCCUCUAAGCAGGCCCUCCAGUUCUUCUGCUACAUCUGCAAGGCCAGCUGCUCCAGCCAGCAGGAGUUCCAGGACCACAUGUCGGAGCCUCAGCACCAGCAGCGGCUAGGGGAGAUCCAGCACAUGAGCCAAGCCUGCCUCCUGUCCCUGCUGCCCGUGCCCCGGGACAUCCUGGAGACAGCGGAUGAGGAGCCUCCACCAAGGCGCUGGUGCAACACCUGCCAACUCUACUACAUGGGGGACCUGAUCCAACACCGCAGGACACAGGACCACAAGAUUGCCAAACAAUCCUUGAGACCCUUCUGCACUGUUUGCAACCGCUACUUCAAAACCCCUCGCAAGUUUGUGGAGCACGUGAAGUCCCAGGGGCAUAAGGACAAAGCCAAGGAGCUGAAGUCGCUUGAGAAAGAGAUUGCUGGCCAAGAUGAGGACCACUUCAUUACAGUGGAUGCUGUGGGUUGCUUCGAGGGUGAUGAAGAAGAGGAAGAGGAUGAUGAGGAUGAAGAAGAGAUCGAGGUUGAGGAGGAACUCUGCAAGCAGAUGAGGUCCAGAGAUAUAUCCAGAGAGGAGUGGAAGGGCUCGGAGACCUACAGCCCCAAUACUGCAUAUGGUGUGGACUUCCUGGUGCCCGUGAUGGGCUACGUCUGCCGCAUCUGCCACAAGUUCUAUCACAGCAACUCAGGGGCACAGCUCUCCCACUGCAAGUCCCUGGGCCACUUUGAGAACCUGCAGAAAUACAAGGCGGCCAAGAACCCCAGCCCCACUGCCCGACCUGUGAGCCGCCGGUGCGCAAUCAACGCCCGGAACGCUUUGACAGCCCUGUUCACCUCCAGCGGCCGCCCACCCUCCCAGCCCAACACCCAGGACAAAACACCCAGCAAGGUGACGGCUCGGCCCUCCCAGCCCCCACUACCUCGGCGCUCAACCCGCCUCAAAACCUGAUAAAGGGACCUCCCUGUCCCUGGCCUGCCUGGGUCCAGAUCUGCUAAUGCUUUUUAGGAGUCUGCCUGGAAACUUUGACAUGGUUCAUGUUUUUACUCAAAAUCCAAUAAAACAAGGUAGUUUGGCUGUGCA